Molecule: messenger RNA, 5920 nt
Organism: Eriocheir sinensis (Chinese mitten crab)
Lineage: Eukaryota; Metazoa; Arthropoda; Malacostraca; Decapoda; Varunidae
Product: protein slit-like
Exons: 32
Biological process (GO): axon guidance
Molecular function (GO): calcium ion binding; protein binding
Source: RefSeq, a predicted model, not a curated record
UCCAGUGACCUGCAAGAGAAUGACCUGCCUGCCGUUUACUACUCUGACCUGACUGGCCUCACCGAGCUCGUCAUCCUGCAACUCCACGACAACAAGCUGCACACCAUCGAGCAGGGCGCCUUCCAGGACCUGCACAAGCUUGAAAGACUGACCUUGGAGAACAACCAGCUGACGCACCUCCCGGACAACCUCUUCGCCAACUGCCCCAACCUCUACAAGAUCGAGGCGAACCACAACCUGCUCAAGAUCAUCGACAAGAACACCUUCAAGGGCCUGUCGCAGCUUCGUUACCUGCAGCUUGACGACAACCAGAUUAACUGCAUCGACGAACAAGCUUUCAGAGGACUUGAGCUGUUGGAGAUUUUGACUCUCAAGAACAACAACAUCACGACGAUAUGGCGCGGCACCUUCCAGCCAACACCAAGGCUUCGCGCGCUCAGAAUCUCGGGGAACAAGCUGAUCUGCGACUGUCACUUGUCCUGGCUGGGGCGGACCCUCGCGGCGGCGCCCUAUCUCACCCAUUACGUCCGCUGCUCCUCGCCCUACCGCCUCAAGGACAGGGUGGUGACGGAGGUUUACGAUCAUGAGUUCAAGUGCGCAGCGGGUCUGGUGGACAACGUGGACCGCGGUUGCUCCCUGGCGCCCGUCUGCCCGCGGGCGUGUCGCUGCGGCGCCGGCAUCGUGGACUGCCGAGACACUGGCCAGGCCGACGUGCCCACCCACAUCCCGGAGGACACCAUCGAGCUGCGUCUGGAGCACAACGAGAUCACACACAUUCCCUCCAAGAUCUUCACACCGUACCGUCUCCUCAAGCGAAUUGACCUGAGCAACAACGAGAUCAGCGAGAUAGCCGAAGACGCAUUUCAUGGCCUCGACAGCCUCAACUCCCUGGUUCUGUACGGGAACAAGAUCACCACCAUCUCCUCCCGGCUGUUGAGUGGCCUGACCAACCUCCAGCUGCUUCUCCUCAACGCCAACCAGAUCCAGUGUGUCCACCACGACGCCUUCAAGGACCUCCGCAAGCUCAGCCUCUUGUCUCUCUAUGAUAACCAAAUAAUGAACCUGAACAACGGAACCUUCGCGCCGCUCAUCAACAUCCAGACCAUGCACCUGGGCUCGAACCCCUUCGUGUGUGACUGCAACCUGGCCUGGAUGGUGGAGUACCUGACGGCCAAUCCGGUGGAGACCUCGGACGCCCGCUGCCAGGAGCCCGCCAGGCUGUCCAGGAAGCCCUUCCAUCGCCUCAGGCCGGACAGCUUCAGGUGCACCAACGAGCUCCGCGCCAAGUAUGCCGGCCGGUGUGACGAGGUGGAUCUGUGUCUGAACCGCUGUGGCUGUGAGAGCACCCGCGUCGACUGUUCUGGCCGGGAGCUGAAUGCUGUGCCCAGUGACAUUCCAAAAGCCACGACAAUGCUAGACCUCAGCUACAAUCAACUGUUCUCCCUGGACGGCACCACAAGCAUGCGGCGCCUCAAGAACCUCAGCCACUUGGACCUGUCACACAACCGCCUCACAUACCUCAGCCCGGACUUCUUCCGAGGCGCUCGCUCCCUCACCCACCUCACUGUGAACCACAACAAACUCAUUCAGGUGUCCGAGGAGGUAACCCGUAGACUCAGAGCUGUGACACACCUAGAUUUGUCUGGAAACCACAUCAGCUGUUUGUCAAAGAAGAUCACUGAGCACAUGCCACGACUCCAGCAUCUGGACGUAUCUUCCAACCCUCUGAACUGUGAUUGCCGCGCCUCCUGGAUGAGGGAAUGGAUGCUGGAACAUGAAGAAGUGAGUGCCCCAACAUGCCACCUCCCAGCCCCCCUCAGGGACAGCUCCAUCUCCAAGGUUGGACCUCACCUCCUCACAUGCCAAGGCCUCGCCCAAGAUGAUGACUGCAGAGGUUCAGUGUACUGCCCACUGGAGUGUCAGUGUGACAGGACAACUGUGCGCUGCUCCAGGGCGCACCUCACAGAGAUUCCCCGAGGCAUUCCCCCGGACACCACUGAGCUGUACCUUGAUGUGAAUGAAAUCAAAACCAUUGACCCAGAGCGUCUGAAACAUCUCAAAGGCCUGAAAAAGCUAGACCUCAGCAACAACCAGAUCACCAUUCUAUCCAACAAGACUUUCUCAGAAUUAACUCAGCUGUCAACACUGGUUAUAUCAUACAACAAGCUUGGCUGCAUGGAGCGAGACUCACUGCUCGGCCUCAGGCAACUGCGUCUCCUCUCUCUUCAUGGCAACGGCAUUUCGUUCAUACCUGAGGGCACCUUCAGGGACCUGGAUGGCAUAACUCACAUAGCCUUGGGAGCCAACCCUCUCUACUGUGACUGCUCCAUGGCCUGGCUGUCCCGCUGGAUCAAGGUGGACUUUGUGGAGUCUGGCAUUGCUCGCUGCGCCGACCCAAGGCCAAUGAGGGAUAAGCUCGUCUUGACAACACCAGAGGAGAUGUUUGUUUGCAACGAGCGAGUACCAGAUGACGUGCUGGCCAAGUGUGACCUUUGCUACACACGGCCGUGCCAGAACGGAGGAGAGUGCAGGUCCAGCCCCGGCCUUGAUUACGAAUGUCGGUGUUCGGCAGGCUUCCACGGGCCAGAGUGUCAGUACAGAAUUGAUGCUUGUUAUGGAAAUCCCUGCAACAAUGGCGGUACCUGCAAGGUGUUCGAGACUGGCAGAUAUGCAUGCCACUGUCCAUCCGGCUUUGAGGGCGGUCGAUGUGAGGUCAAUGUUGAUGACUGCGACAAUCACAAGUGUCAAAAUGGUGCCACCUGUGUAGACGGCCUGAACUCAUACUCCUGCACCUGCCCGGCCGGCUUCACGGGGGAGUUUUGUGAGAGGAAGAUUGCCUUCUGCACUAAGGAGUUUAAUCCUUGUAAAAAUGGGGCAACCUGCAUCAACCACGACACUAACUACGAAUGCCAGUGCACCCUCGGCUGGUCUGGUAGCAACUGCACUGAGAACCUUGAUGAUUGUGCCAACCAUAUGUGUCAGAAUGGUGGACAAUGUGUAGAUGGUGUUGGGGACUAUGAGUGCAAGUGUUCUGGAGACUGGAGUGGCCGGUUCUGUGAGCUUGGGCCGUCCGUGCUGCUCCAGACCGAGCCUUGCCUCCAGCACGACUGUCGCCACGGUGUGUGCAUGGUGCCGCAGGGGGAGAUGGAGUAUGUGUGCAAAUGUUCACCAGGAUAUUCAGGUAAAUACUGCCAGCACCUGUCAUCUGUAAACUUCAUAGAUUCAAGUAGCUUUGUACAGCUGACAACCCCUCCUGUCAGACCUUCCAUCAAUGUCACCAUCCGGUUCACCACUCGCUCGCCAAAUGGAGUACUCUUCUACCUGGGUGAAGACCGACAGCACCUGGCUGUAGAGGUGUUCAAGGGAAGAUUACGAAUCAGCUAUGAUGUUGGCAAUCACCCGGCAUCUACCAUGUUCAGCUAUGAGUUGGUGAGUGAUGAAAAGGAGCACACUGUUGAACUGCUAGCAGAGCGUCAGAACUUCACGUUGCGUGUAGACAGCGGCGGCGCUCGCUCCAUGGUCAAUGCUGGGGAACUUGAGUACUUGGAGGUGGAGGCACCAGUCUUCCUUGGCGGUGUUCCUCCUGAUGUUGGGAGACACGCCCAGAUGCACUGGCACCUGCGUAAUUCCAGCAGCUUCAAGGGCUGCAUGAGCAGUGUGGAGGUAAAUGGCCGGGUGCAAGACCUUACUGAGAGUGAGAAGCAGAACAAGGUGGUGCCGGGGUGCGGCGACGCUGAGCAGCACGAUCAGGGGGCCGUCAGGCCAGUGCAAGGAACCACAGCUCCCGAGGAAGCAAGAUCUGGUCCUAAACCACAGAAAUCAAGAGGGGUGAGUGAAGCGUGUGCCAGCCACCAGUGUGUGAACGGCCGCUGCCGCCCCAACCGCCGAGGCGCAGGGGAAGGCUACCGCUGCAGGUGUAAGAAAGGAUGGAGUGGAAAGUUUUGUAAUGAAGAUAACAGUGCUUGCGCAAACAACAGGUGUGAAAAUGGCAGGUGCCGUCCAAAGCGCCGGAGUGGUGGCUACAGGUGUCGCUGCAAGAGGGGGUGGAGUGGCAGGUUUUGUAAUCAAGCACCCUCGUGUCGCAGGGAGAAGGAGAAGGCAUAUGUCUAUGACUAUGGCUGCCGCUCCCGCCGCCCCAUCAAGCAGUACACCUGUAACGGCACUUGCGGGAAGGACUGCUGCCAGCCAAAGCGGUACCACAUGAAGCGAGUGGCCAUGAUUUGCAAUGACGGGACUAAGUACAUGAAAGACGUGGAUAUUGUGAGGAAGUGUUGGUGCUCACGUGACUGUGAGGGAAUGUAAAUCUGAAGACUGCCAGUGUUGAGCAGUUGGGAGCCCCAACGUAUAUUAACAAGAACUUCAUUCACAAUGAAUUCCUCAUUGGGAAAGAAGUCAAAUGUACAGUUCAACUAAUGUGUCUUCAAGAGAUCUGAGAGAAGGAUAAUGCAGCUUUCUUGAAGGAGUUAUUCGUGUGACAGAAUACUAUUUCCAAGUUGUGAUUAUUUCACAAAGAAAACAGGAAAUAUUUAUUCAGAAGUUUGUAGUACGGUUUACAGUACUUACAUGUGAAGCUAUUAUAGACUGAAUAAAUUAUUUGACUAGAAGUACCUAUAUGAGAUGUGAACUAUAAUAUGUAAAAUAGGUUGGCAGUAAUUGUCUCUUUGGUAGUGUUAACUUACUGAACUAUAAGCUUUAUAUACGUGCAGUGAAUAUAUCUUUGUAAAUAGUUAUAUUAAUACUAAAUGCAGUGAGGCAUAGAUUAAUAGAUAAGAUUUUUAUAAUAUAUAUAUAUAUAUAUAUAUAUAUAUAUAUAUAUAUAUAUAUAUAUAUAUAUAUAUAUAUAUAUAUAUAUAUAUAUAUAUAUAUAUAUAUAUAUAUAUAUACACACGCACACACACACACACACACACACACACACACACACACACACACACACACACGAUUGUGACCAUAUUAAUUUGGAGCUGAAGUGCUGUUUUAAAUGUUUGCUGCAUUAGUGUGGGGAACUUCUCUGUUUUCCUCUGUUGGUACAGAGCAAGAGCACAAAUUGAGUCACAAUGGCUAGUGUAAUAAUUGUCUGGAAUUUCGUAUAACUCAUAACAGUCUUGAUGAGAACAUUAAGUGGAAAUGAAGUGAGAAGACGAGUGUUUGGCUUUAAUGGGAGGCGGAGGUGGACAGUGUGAUGCCUCCUGCACGGCGUGGCCUGAGGCACAGGGAUGAGCGUGAACAGAGGAGGUAUUAUACAGUUAAGUUUUCACAGUAGGUACUAUUACUGCUAAUCAUUAUGAUGUGGAGUAAGUGGAUAUAAUUGAAAACUGUUAUGAUGAAGAAAGUGGCCAACACUAUAUCACACCAUGACUUUCAUGUGACUGUUUUUGUAACUAAAAUGAUAAAAAUCCCCCUGCAGAAUUCAUAUGGUCGCAAGCUUUACAGGAAACAGUCUGUAUGUACCUCAAAACUGCAUUGUGUUAUUUCCUGCAGGUAAACUUAGUCAUUGUAUUGAUUGUUUUCUGUAAUCAAACAAUAAUUACAGAAUGUAUAUCAGUCAUGUAUGGCUGCAGAAGUACAUAGGUUACCAUUCCACAGUAAUUGUGAGGUACUGUGCCAUUAAUUUAUCGGCUUUUUAACCAUCUAGUUGAUGUGUUUAUGGAGAUCUAACAUUAGUGCCCGGUCAGUGUUCGGGAGUGGGCGGGACUUCAGUGUCUGAAAAGUAUCCUCCUUGUGAAUAAAGUUGGAUAGUCUUACCCAUAGCAUCCUUGGUCUUAACAUGGAAGGCAUUCAUGAUCAUCUCUGCCUCAAGAUGUUUCCCUUCAUUUGAAGGUGUCCUGAACACAAAAAGUUGGAUGCUUUAAACCAUAAAAAUUUCAGUAACUUAUCACUACGUAUAUUAUUUUUAUUUAAUAAAAGUUAUAAAAAUUCA